UGGUUCGUAAGCACAAAAGGCCUGCUAAAUCUACCUUUGACCAGCAUUUGAAGUCUAAGCUCCUCCACUCUGCGCUCAUUGCAAAUAGAUGUCCUCCUCAGAGAAACCUGUUCUCAUCAAACCCGCGCUGACUGAGGCCCAGGUUGUUGAGUUGGCUGAGCGGUUAUAUGGUCUGAAGGUCUCCAGUGUCCAACCAAUGCCCAGUUACGAUGACCAGAACUUCCACAUCCUGGUGUCUGAGACCCAGGCAACUAGAGAUCACAAUCAGAGCUACGUCCUCAAAGUGACGAACACUGUCGACAGUGAAGACGCUGAUUUGAUUGAAGCACAAACACAAGCCAUGAUAUUUUUGAGUGAGAAAGGAUUUCCAUCACCCACACCAAUCCCAACCGUUGAUGGCAAGAUUAUGUCAUUAGAGACAAUUGAGCAAGAAAAUGAAUGCAGACGACAUAUGAUCAGGUUGCUGACGUACCUGCCCGGGAUCCCAUUUGUCAAUCUCACUUUGGAUCAUCGGACCUUCUACAAAAUCGGUAGAACCUUAGCCCAAAUGGACAAAGCUCUUCACGAGGAGUUCCGGCACCCAUCCACAAAGAGUCUGCAUCGAGAAGGAUUCAGAUGGAACCUUUCAAAUCUUCAUCUCCUGGAAAAGUACCUGCCUGAAAUGAAGGAAGGUGAAACACGCUCAAUUGUCAAACAAGUUCUUGAGCAGUUCAAAGAAAAGAUACUCCCCAACCUCAGCAAAUUUCACAGAAGUAUUAUUCAUGGAGACUGCAACGAGCACAACAUUCUGCUAACACCAGUGGAUUCCUCGGCAUUGGAAGGUAUGACAGAGAGGUCCAGCACGACACACCCACAACCAGAGUUCCGCAUCUCUGCAAUCCUGGACUUUGGUGACAUGAGCUAUGGCUGCUUUGUGUAUGAGCUGGCCAUCAGCAUUACGUAUCUGAUGAUUGGGAGAGUAGAGCCCCUCAGGGUGGGGGGGCAUGUCAUAGCAGGUUUUGAGAGUGUCAUCCCACUGACGGAGGAUGAGCGUGAUUCUCUGUUCCUGCUGGUGCUCUGUAGGUUUUCCCAGUCACUGCUUAACGCCAGCCACAAUGUGUGUUUCCAUCCCGAGAAUGAGGAAUACAUCAUGGUGUCGGCGCGGAAAGGCUGGAAGUGCCUGUACCAACUGUGGCACCAGGGCAAAAAGGCAGUCGAGAGGGUCUGGUUUGACACAGCCAGGUCCUACCAGAUCAAGAGUCGAUAAGGGUUAGGUCAGUGAUGAGGAGAUGAGAAAGAUCCCAGAGUGAUUACUGUAUCACCUCCGGUCCUCCUUCAGAGAGUGGAGCAGAGUAACAUUCCCUUCUCAUUCCUCUUCCUCACCUCACUCUUUAAAGUCAGGAGCUAAACAGGAAGAAUGCUGGGACAAGAAAAAGGCCAUUUGGUUCACUUCUGUCUCUCGACAGACCCUGGACCACCUGGUCUAUGCAAAACUCUGCUGGGUCUGUUUAAUUUUGGGGUGUGUCCGGCCUCCAACUGACACUGAAGGAGGUUGGAACUAUGAACCUCCCCUUAUGUUUGAUCAUUGUCAUUCUUUAUGUGAGCAACUCAGAUUGUCCAUGUCAGACUGUGCCAUGUCAGUAUCAAACUGAGCCUGUCAGACUAUCCCUGUCAGGCUGUCCAGUGUCUGUGUCAGACUGUUCUGUGUCCACUUCAAACUGUUUCAUUUCCACAUCAGACAGUUCUGUGGUCCCUGUCAUGUCCAUGUCAGAUUUGUCCCUGUCAGACUGUCCCAGUUCCCUGUCAAACUGUCGUGUGUCUGUGUCCGACUGUCCCUGACAGACCGCCCCGUGUCCGUGCCAGACCGUAUCAGUCAGAAUGAGCUGUUUUCUGUUAUCCUAAGGAUGGACCUAUCAAAAUGUAGCUGCUGACUGGAACAACUUCCCUCUAAUACAGAAACUGAGCAAAGUCCCCAUCUCAAAUUUCUGUCAAGGUACUUGGCUUUAGGUUGGUUUUCCAUUAGGGUUGCCCCUUCCUGUGCCCCGCCAAUUCUUAUUUGGCCUGUGCAGGGUACCACAACCCCAGGCCCUCUGCACCCCAGACCCUGUCCAGGCUGAAACACGACUCAUGAGGCCCCUAGUGUUUAAAUUAGGUUGAUCUGAAGAGUCUUGGCCAAUGUCUAGUGAGUGGGUCAAGUCUGACCUGGCUCAGACCCCACCUGGAGACACUGAUUGAGACCUGGACCCUCCACAUCCAGGAGGAGAAAUCAGGGUGCAAUGCAGUCACCAGAAUGAUCCCAGGGCUGAAAGGGAUGAACGAUGGGGACAAAUGGAUAGUCAUGGUCUGAUUAGGGAGAGUCAGCAUGGAUUUGUGCGCAGGAAGUGUUGCCUGACAAAUCUUUUAGAGUUUUUCGAACAGGUAACGAAGAGGAUGGAUGAGAGUAGGGCAGUGGAUAUUGUCUAUAUGGACUUUAGUAAGGCCUUUGACAAGGUCCCACACAGCAGGCUAGUCAUGAAAGUUAUGUCGCAUGGGAUCCAAGGGGAUCUAGCUAAAUGGAUUCAAAAUUGUCUCAAUGGUAGGAAGCAGAGGGUGAUGGUCGAAGGUUGUUUCUUAGACUGGAGGCCUGUGACUAGUGGUGUGCGA
This is a messenger RNA of Rhincodon typus (whale shark), 2622 nucleotides long. Its product is annotated as hydroxylysine kinase-like. Bases 89 to 1246 code for a protein of 385 amino acids. The transcript has 5 exons. Lineage: Eukaryota; Metazoa; Chordata; Chondrichthyes; Orectolobiformes; Rhincodontidae. The record is from RefSeq and is a predicted model, not a curated record. Gene Ontology annotation, molecular function: amino acid kinase activity.